Messenger RNA from Candida dubliniensis CD36, 348 nucleotides. RefSeq lists its product as uncharacterized. Bases 1 to 348 code for a protein of 115 amino acids. The record is from RefSeq and is a predicted model, not a curated record. NCBI's taxonomy places the organism in Eukaryota, Fungi, Ascomycota, Pichiomycetes, Serinales, Debaryomycetaceae. The transcript has a single exon.
AUGCAUUCACAGCCAUUACCAUUAAUAGAAUCGCCAGAUUCAAUAGAAUUAGAUCCCAUCAAUCAUGAGAAUUUGGCUAUCUACGGAUAUUUGAUACUAAUAUCUACAUGGAUAUUGUUCAUCAUUUCAGUAAAUUCAAUUUUCGAAAUUUGGAGAUUUAUAAUUCAACCAUUACAAUUGUCAUCAUCAUCAUCAAUAGUAUUACAUGACAAAUUAACAAGUUUUUUUGAAACUAUUGAUUCCUAUAUAAUAAAAUUAUGGUGUAUCUAUGUAGUAUGUUGGUGGUGGGCCAUUGUAUCAUGGAGUGGGAUAAAAUUAUUUCGUCAUUCUAAAGGUAUUCAAGGGUAA